AUGGCGACACAAUUGGAGACCGAGACUUGCGUGUAUGUCAACUCGUCGGCCUAUGGCUUCUGCGUCCUCCCCGAAGAAAAAUUGCCGGAGCUUAAGCUACAAUUAUUGCAAGUUGCAACGGAUUUUGGAAUCGAUCAGCUUCGUGGGACGAUUCUCUUGUCAACAGAAGGUGUGAACAUUCGAUUGUCAGGGACUUUGGAUGCCGUGGAGGCCAUGAAAGUUGCAAUUUCUAAUCUGUCGUCGGAUAUCAAAGGACUUGAGUUUAAGGAUUCAUAUUCCGAGCGUAUGACGUUGCCGAAAAUGCUGGUAAGGAUUAAGAGAGAAGUGAUUUCAAUGGGAGUGGAUACGGUUAAUCCCGCAGUGGACGGACUGGCAGCUCACAUUUCAGCUGAAGAGUUCAAAACAUGGAUGGAUGCCGGCAAAGAUAUGCUAAUUUUGGACACCAGAAAUGACUAUGAAGUUCGCUUAGGCACGUUUGAGAAUGCAGUAGAUUUGGAUAUCAAAACAUUUCGUGCAUUUCCUACAAAAGCUCGUACGCAACUACAAGAAGUGCCCAAGGAAAAACCCGUCGUGAUGUUUUGUACCGGUGGCGUACGAUGUGAAAAGGCAUCGUACGCAUUGCUACGUGAAGGUCACAAAGAGGUUUAUCAACUAAACGGAGGUAUACUCAAGUACUUUGAAAAGGUGGGAGGUGCACACUUUAAAGGUGACUGUUUUAUCUUCGAUGACCGUGUGGCUCUCAAGCCAGAUCUGACUGAAGCAGCAGUUGUAUGCUGCUUUGCCUGCCGUAGUCCACUGACUAUAGAAGAACAAUUUUCACCAGAUUACGAAAUUUACAAGCAUUGUCCAUACUGCAUAAACGGUAAGAUGGACGGCCAAACGCUAGAGCGUGAAGUAGCCCCGAUCGACACAUUACCGUCGAAUUUCUAA
Messenger RNA from Peronospora belbahrii, 930 nucleotides. The record is from the annotation of a GenBank genome assembly. Lineage: Eukaryota; Oomycota; Peronosporomycetes; Peronosporales; Peronosporaceae.